This is a messenger RNA of Dermacentor andersoni, 1193 nucleotides long. RefSeq lists its product as uncharacterized. The record is from RefSeq and is a predicted model, not a curated record. NCBI's taxonomy places the organism in Eukaryota, Metazoa, Arthropoda, Arachnida, Ixodida, Ixodidae. Gene Ontology annotation, molecular function: heme binding; oxygen binding.
UAGAAGAAGAAGAGAAGGUGCCAGCCAUGCCGUUCUAUUAAAAAGCUCUCCACAACAGCAGCGCGUCACUAGCACAGGCAGGCAGAGUAGAAGAUGGGUCAGGGCAGCAGCACUGGCCAGACGCCAGACGAGCCGCUCAGUCUGUCGGACAGCGAGAAGACGGCGAUUCGCGCGUCCUGGCAGGUGUUCUGCGACUCCCACCCGGAUCCCGGAGCCUUCCUCUUCUCGGCGCUUCUGGACAGGCAUCCGGAGUACCGGGCGCUCUUCAGGGAGUUCAGGGACGUGCCCGGGAGUGGCCUCGUCAAAGUUCCCUUCUUCAAGACGCACUGCUCGGCGAUGGCCAAGCUGCUGAGCGACGUGGUCGAGACGCUGGACAAGCCCGCGUUGCUCGUGGACGUGGUGAGGACCAACGCGCUCGAGCACGCCACCCGCGACGUGCUGCCGCUGCACUUCGAGUCCCUGUGGCAGCUGGUCGAGAUGCGCGUAGGCCUCGGCGCGCCAGCGACACCCUCCGCCGCCGCGUCGUGGGAGAAGCUGCUCGAGGCAAUGCAACAGAUCACGCUGAACGUCUACGAGAACCUCGGCAUCACUGCCAGCACGUCGACAGCAGCAACGUCACUAGGCAGAACUGACACAAGCUUGAACACCAGGACGCGAGAAGCACCAAGCGAGCACUCAGAGGGGGAAAAGAUAAGAUCAAAUGCGAGCAGUCCCAAAGCAAGUAGCCCUAAAGCAGGUAGCCCCAAAGCCAAUCUCCGAAAAACCAGUAGCCCAAAGGCUGCUCUCAGAAACGCCGGUAGCCCGAAACCAAGUGCUCCGAAGGCCAGCAGGUCAGAAGCAAGCAGCUCGAAACAGGAUAGCCCAAAAACCAGGAGUGACGGCGUCUCCUCCAAAGAUAAUGAACUCAAAUCAGCUGCCGCUGGUCGCAGAUGGAGCAUAUUUAACCGUAGUGUUGACAAACACAAAGAUACUGGAGCUAAGCCGGGUGGCAGUGAACCCAAAGGGACUGGAUCUAAACACAAGGGAAACAAGUGAAGAUCAGCUUGUUUGAGUGCAUGUAAGAUGACACAAUGCACUUAAUAUGUUACAAAAUAUUUAUUCAAUUCAUAUCUCAGAUAUAACGAUUUAUAAAUUGAAAAUUCAAAAACUAUUGCCAGCGGAGUUUUGUCAAAUAAAUAAUGAACCAUCUCGUA